Racocetra persica is the source of this 690-nucleotide messenger RNA. NCBI's taxonomy places the organism in Eukaryota, Fungi, Glomeromycota, Glomeromycetes, Diversisporales, Gigasporaceae. The record is from the annotation of a GenBank genome assembly.
AUGACCACUAUUAUAGGAAAAAUAAACCUUAUUAACAACCUUCUAGGGAUUGUUGAUAUAAAGCUUAAGUUUAUUUCUGCCAACACUGCCAACAUUGGUAAUGAGCUCCGUAUCGUUAACACUCCUCCAUCUGAUGGUGAAACUCGCAAGAUUCCUUUUGAACAAGAUGCAAAUGCGACUGCCGUCAAGGAAAUUGAGAUACGUGUCCGUCCUGUUUUAAAUGACAUCAUAAAUUCAUUAGAAUAUCGAACAUAUACAGCCAUGUUUGAAAAAAAUAUUAACUUUUAUGACGAUAUCAAGCUCAACAUAAUCGUUGGUGAUAAAGAUACUCAUAGUGAUAAAGUUACUUUAGAAGUCGAGAAUAUCAAAUAUACUGCAGAAUUGGUCUCUGUUGAGAAAUAUGUAUUAGGGUUAGAUAUUAAUCAAAAUCAAUCCAAAAAGAAUAUUGGAACCGAAAAGAAUGUUGGAUGUCCUAUGGCCAACAAUUUUACCUUUGUUCAUAAGACAGAUAAUGACUCGAUUAUGCCGCAAGAAGUUGGUAAUGGAAAUAGCGACAAUUGGUUUUUUCGGUUUCUUCAUGGCCAAGACAGUGAAAAAUUUCCUCUUACCCAGGAAGGCACUCCAGAAGAUUGGAAGUUGGCGCGACAUAAUUUAACUAAACGGAAAAGGUUAAUUUUAGGACAUGUCGCU